AUGCAAUGAUCAAAUAACUCAUUCUGUGCCUGGAAACGCAGCCAUGGCCAAAAUGCGUUUGCUCCUCGUCGCCAUCGUUGCGCACGCUGUGGGAGUCGCGGCCGGUGACAGUUUGGGCGACUUCUCAAACGACCUCGCGACAGAUCUCGGCCCCCUUCUCACCCUUUUCGGCGAUGCCAUGACCAAGCAGUACCUCAGCGAAAGCACUUCAUUCCUCGACUAUCUCAUCUUCGCCAUGGCCCCGAUUGGGAUUCUCACCGCGAUAGUGUCGACCAUUCGUGUAUGCGGCCACUCGUCCCUGCGCGCUUUCGUUGGGAGAUCUCAGGAGGGCGAGGGAGUCAUCGAGGCCGAACUAUGCACCUCAACAAGCCGAGACGUCUGCGAAUUGUUCAACCGGGGUGGCAUCGCACGUGUUCUGGGCAAGCCGAGCGUCCUUGAGCUCGUGUACGACCCCUCGAAAGCGCCAAGUGUCUCCGGAAAGUCCGACGACUCGGAACUGCGCCUGUCUCGCAACUACUUCACGGGAAUUAAAUCUUCUGAUGAUUGGCAAAGGGUCGAAGGCUCCGUCUUUGAGCGGCCUAGCAAGAAAGAAGCCUUGGCCGAGGACUUUGCACCAAACCCGAACCUCUCGCUCAACGUUGGCAUAGUCAAACGGCCGCAGUGGGUAUUUGUCGCUAUUGCUGCCACCGGCGUUAUUCUUCAAGUCGGUGUUCUCGUCUUGGCUGGCGUGGGCGUUUGGGUCCUCAAGUGGAAUCUCAACGACGGAGGAAAACCUGCUUCAAGAGAUUACGCGCCAAUCAUGUUCAUUUCUGGAACAAUUGUCAUGUGUGCCGGGAUGUGGGCGUGCGCAUAUCUCAUCGGUCAGACCACGCACGAAGUUCGCUUCCGUCGACGGGGCAAGAAGCCUGCAGGAGAAUGUCCGCGUCUCUUCUGGCUCCAACCGGGUCCUCAAGUCAUCGGCGAUCAAAGUUUCGAUCCCUACGGCCAUGUCGAGGAUACGGAACACGCUCUUCACGGACUUUGGAUGUCAUCUCGAAAGUUUUUCGACGAGAGGUUGUUCGAGAUCAAUACCAUACUGGCCAUCACAGCCGUGACACUUGGCUACAUUGCGCAAUUCAUCGGCCUGCGAGGAAUGAAGGCUUGGGUUGCUCUGGCUCAACUUGCCGUUACACUUCUCAUGAGUCUCCUGCGCGGAUGCCUCCGCAUGCAGAGACUCGGCAAAAAGUCCAACCAACUUGGCCAUAUCCCAGAUCUUGUUUCCGGUCACGAGCUGGAUUGGUUGUCCUUCAAGAUAGCACAGCAGAACUACAAACUGCAUGUUACCGGGCUCUAUGACGACGCGUCGCAUACGACUACUCAGGGCAAGGAAUCAACCCGCACUUUCAAAAACGACCCACACGACACAAAAUCGGUAUCCGUGGAUACUUCAAUUCUACCCAGCUCAGAUGACACACUACCAAUAUCUGAUCCUGACAAGGUGGUUAGAGUAGACGACAUCCAGCACUUACUCCAUAUUCGCAAGCGGCUUGCGCAUUUGACAGGCCAUACUUCGCUCAAACGCCUCGACUCCUCGGAAUACCAAAUGUGGAAAGACGAUGCUAUCAAAGUCCGCGCCAAGGCCAAGCAAAUCUCGACAGCCCUUUGCCAAAUCGCCGAAAAGCUGUUUAGAAAAUCACAAAAGAGAGAAAUCAAUAUUCGAGUACAAGUUGGCUCUCAAAACAUGGAAGAAGACGAUUAUUCGAACCAAAUCAUCGAGAUCCUGUUCAAGAAGUUUUCUCCAUCAUCUCAAAGGGGUUGGAUUAUAGACUCUGCAAAAAUCGAGGCGAUAUUGGGUCUUUGGUUAUGGACCAUGACUUAUGACUCCCUUGUUCACAAAGAUGCCGAUGCCUCUCCAAAUGCAGCUAAGGACAUUGUGAUGGAUAGAAUUGUCUCCGCAGGCCCUGACGACCAAGGUUGGUCUGAUAGGGCCAACAGCGCUGACGGAGAGAUAAACCUUUGGCUGGGGCCCAACUCCGUCAAGUUCCAAACCACAACCAUCAUGGUCAAGCCGCAGGAAUCCUACAGCUUUGGGUCUCUAUGGAGAUGGAUGGCUGCACCUAACGAAGACCCCUACUGGGAAAACCUGGCUCCCAAUGCCGACGAUCUCAAUGCGCCACUGCAUCGACUGUGUGGGUGGACAUCAGUUCCCCAAGCAGAAAGAGAACCCGAGUCAAUUCGCAAGCUGCGAGUUCAGUUUGUUAGUCUUCAUGGGUCACAAACUUCACUCCUCGAUGUGUGCGCUCAAGAACUGUUCACUACACUUGUCAAGUCGCUAGGUGGUCUGUUGACCUUUGGCAAGGCCAUUGUUGGCGAGAGUGCUGGCACGGGUCGGCUGGAGAGCCAGACUGUUGAGACAAUCGCUAAUGAGUUCGUACAAAGCGGCCUGGGGACCUAUUCCGAGGCUCUACUUUGCAUCAUACCGGCAUUUAGAGGAAGUCUCCCUUCGCCAAAGCCUCGCGAGCUACUAGCAUUGGUCAUCGAGACAGCCGACAACUAUCGCCGGAACCAGGAAUGGAACCGCGCAGACAUCCUCUUGCGAUGGGUUUGCACCUAUUUUUCAUCGCCGGGGGAAGAUCAUGGAAUUAGCUUCGAGCAAGUUGCGCGAGAAUUCGCCAAACACGGCGUUCUCCAGAAGACACACCAGAAACCAUCAUCACCCCCAUUAAGAACUCAGCCAAAGAUCCUAGCCGCUCACUACGGCGGGCAGGACAUCACAAUCCUGGCAAAGUGGCAGUUCUGCGACGGCGAGGACAUUGUGAUUCCAACGCAUGAGCAGGAGCUUCCCAUUGCCGAUCCGUGGAUGUACGUCCGCAAGUCAGUCAGCGUGGUGUACCGCUUCAGCGACGGCGAAAUUCGCGGCUUUGUCGUCCCACAAGACACCAACCGUACGUAUACGCUCACUUUCGAUCGCAGACACGCCGACUCGGAGAGUGCAACGUUUGCCACGUCAAAUUACACUUGUUCAGUCUCAUCUGCUAUACAUAUCCAUGCAGUUAUCUGGGGACUUGAGCAAGUCGAGGACCAGGAAGUCUACGAGAAGCUCUACAAGAAAUUUGCCCUGAAGGAGUCGAUCUUUCUUCAUAAUAAUUUCUUUAAGAAGGACGGCUGGCUACAGACUGAGAAGACUGCUGCUGUUGUUUACUCUUCCAAUGGGGCUGUGAAGUGUAUUUCGGGUCGGGAGAAUACCCACAUGUUGUUUGCUUAUUAGAUUAGGCUCAGAGUAGGGCAUACCCGGGAUGUAGUAGUUAAGUGUAUAGUAGAUUCCCUCGGAAGAAACGACUCUGAGUAGAAGGAGGUGAUGGCGUUAUUAAUCAGACGAUUGGAAUUUGUACCUUGAGUGACGUGCAGCUGAAUGGAGAAUUUUCACGUAAU
Molecule: messenger RNA, 3411 nt
Organism: Ilyonectria robusta
Lineage: Eukaryota; Fungi; Ascomycota; Sordariomycetes; Hypocreales; Nectriaceae
Exons: 1
Coding region: 44-3247 (1067 amino acids)
Source: RefSeq, a predicted model, not a curated record